Sparassis crispa is the source of this 1497-nucleotide messenger RNA. RefSeq lists its product as hypothetical. Lineage: Eukaryota; Fungi; Basidiomycota; Agaricomycetes; Polyporales; Sparassidaceae. Bases 1 to 1497 code for a protein of 498 amino acids. The transcript is spliced from 7 exons. The record is from RefSeq and is a predicted model, not a curated record.
AUGUCGCCGGCUUCAAGACACGAAUCAUGGCGGGCAUCUGUCUACAACCUCAAAACGACAGACAAAGAACAAUCGUUAUCGAGCCACAAGCUGCUACGAGACGGCCCGUGUGCACCACGGCGAGACCUGGGUUAUCAACCCAGCGCUACGGUGCCACACAAACCCAGCGGCAAUAUCCGAUCGUAUCUCACCGAGAUCGUCUACUCACGGUACUCAGGCUGGCUGUGCUGUGUCUCCUCCCUCUCGUCGAGCCGUCCGUCAAACUACGUCGCCAGAGAUUCUCCCGUCGUCGUUCAGAUCUCUCGGAGGAACAAAGUUAAGAGUCUACCUGCCACUGGCAAGAUGGCUCGCACGUCGUACUCGUCCACGGCGAGUCCGCCUCCAGGGUACAGACCUACGUGUACUCCUAACAGCUUCCCCCAGCCGGCUCUUGACGAGCGCACUCCGCUCAAUCCAGGGAAUAAUACAAGGAGAGCGGCAGGUUCCCGGAAUAAUCGGAUGUAUUGGCAAACCAUUAACACAACAGAGCUAAUUGUGAUCCCAACAAAGCCUACUGCGACCAGGACAUUAGGCCGUUCGCUGCUCUACGCAGUCCUCCUGCUCAUAGUGACGGCGUCCAUCGUCGAGAACAUAUGGAUCGUGGUGAACUAUCCGGACUACCUCAAACCGGCGACCAGAGCAGCGAUUCGCGAGAAGUGGGAGAAGGAGCGCCUAUCCCAUCAGCUAGAGCACGAGAUAUGGGAGCGCGACUUGCAGCGGGAGCGGGAGCUAGAGCAGCAGCGCGAGAACCGCCAGCACGAGUGGGAGCGGCUCGAGCGAGCCUGGGAGAAGGAGCGUGAAGAGCAUCGGCGGGAGCUCGAGCGGUGGGAGCGCGAGCGCAAAGACCUCGAGCGCCAGAGGGAGGAGGAGCUCGAGCAGUGGGAGCGCGAGCGCAAAGACCUCGAGCGCCAGAGAGAGGAGGAAAGACAGCAAUGGGAGAGGGAGAAGAGAGAGGAUGAGAGGCGGCGUCGGGAGGAAGAGCGAAGGCGGUUGGGGCUUUACUGGGAUGAACCUCAAGCAAAGAAUUGCGUGUCGUACGGGACCAGGGAGCACACCGCCCGCCUCCGGAAUAUUUCCUCUGGCUAUAAUUGGGUACAGGCCUGCGAGGAAAUGUCCAUCGAGAUUCACAACCGUACUAUUGACACGCCAAGCAGAUGCGAAGAUGCGGGUGCUUCGGGGAUAUUUGGGCAUUGGCAGGUUGACUUUGAAGAGCCCGCUUGUGUGCCUUACUGGGGCGGCUUGUAUGAUAAGGGCUGCGUUGGGUAUGGUACGCGCCUACAUCGCUUUGAAGCCCGUCUUUGGAACUUGCAAAAGGAUGACGACUGGACGAACAUGUGCGGCACGACACCCGCCGUGAUCCACGGUGUGCAUCAUGCGAAGCCCACGUAUUGCGAGUACAGGGGCGCCUUCUACGGUAUGGUCGGUAUGUGGGACCAAUUGGACAAUAGAUGUAGGUGA